AAUAUCUAACAAAAAAAAAAAAGAAAGAAAGAAAGAAAGAAAGAAAGAAAACCCCUUCAACAAUUCUUGUUUCUUCUUAUCAUUUUUGUUCGUCGAUUGAAUCAAACCCAUAUAUCAAAAUGGGAUCUUGCAUUAGCAAAUGCAAACCCAAGAUGAUGAGACAACCACCUCUUUUUGAUUUCAACAAUCUUGUUCAAGACAAACUUGUUGUAAUUCCUCAACCACUUUCUCCAUUGUUAACAUCAACAGCAACAAAAACAACAUCAGCAACUCCUUCUCUUUCUCUUCAUAACAAAAUCUCUCCUUAUCCUCCUUCUCCUUCACCUUCUUCUUCUUCCAUUUCUUCUUUCACUUGUCUCUCUUCAAAUACAUCUUCUUCAACCAACACCUCUUUCUCAACUGCAUCUUCUUCACCUUCCCCAAUUUCCUCACAUCAUUACUUUCCUUCUCCCUACAAUCAAAACCCUCAUCUCUUUCGAAUCAAUUCCCUUAAAGCUCAUGCCUUUCGGUCCCCCGUCAAGCCGAUUUCCCCCCUCGUUGUUCGCCAUCCGUCCCCACAAAGGGUGUCGAGAUCCACACCCCAGAAGAGACUCCGCCCGGCUUCGCCAUCACCAAUUAGGCAGAAGAGCUUCAGAAAAGAGGUUCUUCAGCGGCCUCUCUCGUCACCCUCACCAACUAGGCGCUUCAGCCGAGAGAAAUGUCAGGUGGCUCUGGCUCCUAUCAAUGGGGUUCGUCCGAAAAGCCGCUCACCGGUGAGGGGUAGUGCAAUGAAGAAGGAAAUUACUUGCAUUCAUAGGAUAAGUUCAAAGAUCGAUGAUGUUGCUGUUAAAGAAGCUGUUGGAGAUCUAGAUUCCGUGGUGGCUAUGGAAGAUAUGGAUAAUCCUUUAAUCUCGUUGGAUUGCUUUAUCUUUCUGUAGAGAUUUUAUAUCCAUGCAUAUAGGAAUAUAUACAUAUAUAUACGGAACAUGACAUGGUUUCUUAUGAUGUUGUGUUUGUUGAAUUGAUUUUUUAUUUUGUUUUUAUUUAUGACAUGCAUUUUUAAACGUUGAAUGAUCACCUAGAUCAACAUUUGAUUACCUUCCUAAUAUUUUAUGGGAAUGUUAGGUUUGUAGGAAAUUUCAACUUUCUUAGUUGUGACCUUUUAUUUUCCCCCAUUCUUUGUUUGGUGGAAGAACAUAUUAAUAUAAUUAAUAUAUGGGAUCAUGGUUUGAUCUCCUAUCUCCUUUUAA
This is a messenger RNA of Cucumis melo (muskmelon), 1229 nucleotides long. RefSeq lists its product as uncharacterized. NCBI's taxonomy places the organism in Eukaryota, Viridiplantae, Streptophyta, Magnoliopsida, Cucurbitales, Cucurbitaceae. The coding region runs from base 120 to 917 and encodes 265 amino acids. The record is from RefSeq and is a predicted model, not a curated record. The transcript has a single exon.